Molecule: messenger RNA, 1575 nt
Organism: Cadophora gregata
Lineage: Eukaryota; Fungi; Ascomycota; Leotiomycetes; Helotiales; Ploettnerulaceae
Exons: 7
Coding region: 1-1575 (524 amino acids)
Biological process (GO): ammonium transmembrane transport
Cellular component (GO): plasma membrane
Molecular function (GO): ammonium channel activity
Source: RefSeq, a predicted model, not a curated record
AUGUCGCAGGCUUACAGAUUCGACGUCGUUACAGCUUUCGGUGCUUCGAGUUUGAACAUUUCGGCAGAGGACUUCAAAGCUAGAAACGCAAAUGAGUUCUAUUCGGGCGGCGAUUUGGCCUGGGUGAUGAUAUCGAGUGGUCUCGUUCUUCUCAUGGUUCCGGGACUUGGGUUGUUCUACUCUGGAAUUUCAGAGAGAUGUUCUGCAAUUUCCAUGAUGUGGCUCUCUAUGAUGACUACAUCCCUUAUUGGAGUACAGUGGUUUCUGUGGGGAUAUACAAUCACUUUUCGCGGCUCUAGGAGAAUAUGGGGAGAUGACGAUAGUGUGGCCUUCCACAACGAUUUGACAAUUCCGUGGGGGAAUAAACCCGGCCCCAAGAUCCCUCAGUUAUUAUACGCCUUUUAUCAAGGAAUGUUUGCGUGCUUCACGGCAGCUAUCAUCAGCGGAGCAGCUAUCCGCAAAGGCAGGCCUCUUCAUUUCCUCGCCUUCAUCUUCCUGUGGUCAACUUUUGUUUAUGACCCCAUAGCUCGCUCGUCCUGGAACCCUGUUGGUUGGUCCAAUUAUUGGAGAGGAGAGAUAAGCGGUGUAUUUGACUUUGCUGGGGGAACGGUCGUUCACAUCGUCUCUGCAACGACUUCGGCAGUUUACUCCAUAUUCUUCAAAUGGAGACGAACAAUCUUUUGUCUUCCGCGCCUUCAGCCAGUCGACAGGGCCUCAUUAAAUCGACCCUGUAAGCCACAUAAUAUCCUGAAUGUUGUGCUAGGGACCGCUUUGCUCUGGGUUGGAUGGCUUGGAUUCAAUGGUGGCUCUGCUCUUGGUGCAAAUUUACGAGCUGUAUCUGCUUGUAUAUCCACUCAUUUGGCUGCUUGUGCCGGUGCUGUCACGGGCAGUCUACUCGAAUACAUUGCGGCUUCGAGGAGGGAUGUGGAUGCCGGCAAAUUUUCCGUUGUGGGAUUUUGCAAUGGGGCAGUCGCUGGGCUCGUUACCAUCACGCCAGCGGCUGGAUAUGUUCCAUAUUGGUCCGCUCCAAUCUUUGGCGUAGCUGGCAGUUUUUUCGUUGCCCUGUUCCAGGAUAUUAGUGAAGCCUACUUUGAUACCAACGAGAUUUUUGUCGUCCAUGGCGUGGCAGGAUGGGUGGGAAUGUUAUUGACUGCCGGACUUGCUCGUGCUGACGUUGCGGCUCUUGACGGCUAUACCAUUAUCGUUAAUCACAAGUGGGAACAGCUUGGAAUUCAACUAAGCGAUGGACUGGUGGGUAUGGUUUGGUCGGGCGGGAUAACCUUUCUCAUUCUCCUUUGUAUGGAAGCCAUUAUCAUCUUCACCAGAAGGUUGCGUGGCAUGCCAGAGCCUGACUUCCAGCUGAUCCUGGAUCAUGAUAUUAUCCUUGAUCACGAGCUCGGAGGUGAAUAUGCUGCAAAUACGAAGGAAUCAACUGGCAUCCCGUUAACCGGCGUCACCUCUUACCGAGAGGGCCACACAAUUCUGCCAGGAGUAGGCGAGCUUGAGGCGGGGACUUUCGAGGGAAAGGGCUCACGGCAAGAUGCUUCAAGAUCCCGAUCUAGACGUUUUGUGUGA